AGCGCGCGCGGCGGCGGCGGCGGCGGAGGGCGCGGGAGGCCGCGGAGCCGCGAUCGCCGCCAUUUAAGGAGCGCGGAACCGGGAAUCCCGGCAGUGGCGGCCGCAGCCGACCCGGCGAGACUGCGGGCAACGGAGGCGGCGCGGCGCGGCGCCGGAAGAGGCGGGGCCGCGGAGCCAGCCGGUGACGGGAGCGAGCCAGGCUGACUUUGGCUGCUGGACGUGGUGGCCUGACGUGGCCGGCAGCUGCCCCUGCCCAGCCUCACCAUGGACCAGGACUAUGAGCGGCGCCUCCUUCGGCAGAUUGUCAUCCAGAACGAGAACACGAUGCCAUGUGUCUCAGAGAUGCGACGGACCUUGACACCUACCAACUCCCCCGUGUCCUCCCCCAGCAAGCACGGGGACCGCUUCAUCCCCUCCAGAGCGGGCGCCAACUGGAGCGUCAACUUCCACAGGAUCAAUGAAAAUGAGAAGUCUCCCAGCCAGAACCGCAAAGCCAAGGACGCCACCUCGGACAAUGGCAAAGAUGGCCUGGCCUACUCCGCCCUGCUGAAGAAUGAGCUGCUAGGGGCCGGCAUUGAGAAGGUGCAGGACCCGCAGACGGAGGACCGCAGGCUGCAGCCUUCCACGCCCGAGAAGAAGGGCCUGUUCACGUAUUCCCUCAGUACCAAGCGCUCGAGCCCGGAUGACGGAAAUGAUGUGUCUCCCUACUCCCUGUCGCCAGUCAGUAACAAAAGCCAGAAGUUACUGCGAUCGCCACGGAAACCCACCCGCAAGAUCUCCAAGAUCCCCUUCAAGGUUCUGGAUGCACCCGAGUUGCAGGACGACUUCUACCUGAACCUGGUGGACUGGUCAUCUCUCAAUGUGCUCAGUGUGGGGCUGGGCACCUGCGUGUACCUGUGGAGCGCCUGCACCAGCCAGGUGACCCGACUCUGUGACCUCUCUGUGGAAGGGGACUCGGUGACUUCCGUGGGCUGGUCUGAACGGGGGAACCUGGUGGCCGUCGGCACACACAAGGGCUUUGUACAGAUCUGGGAUGCAGCCGCGGGAAAGAAGCUCUCCAUGCUAGAAGGCCACACGGCCCGAGUCGGAGCGCUGGCCUGGAAUGCCGAUCAGCUCUCAUCUGGAAGCCGGGAUCGCAUGAUCCUGCAAAGGGACAUUCGCACCCCGCCCCUGCAGUCGGAGCGGCGGCUGCAGGGCCACCGGCAGGAGGUGUGCGGGCUCAAGUGGUCCACAGACCACCAGCUCCUUGCCUCAGGAGGCAAUGACAACAAGCUGCUGGUCUGGAACCACUCGAGUCUGAGUCCCGUGCAGCAGUACACAGAGCACCUGGCAGCCGUGAAAGCCAUAGCCUGGUCCCCGCAUCAGCACGGGCUGCUGGCAUCCGGCGGCGGCACGGCCGACCGCUGCAUCCGCUUCUGGAACACGCUCACGGGGCAGCCACUGCAGUGCAUUGACACAGGCUCCCAGGUGUGCAACCUGGCCUGGUCCAAGCACGCCAAUGAGCUGGUUAGCACACACGGCUACUCACAGAACCAGAUCCUGGUCUGGAAGUACCCGUCCCUGACCCAGGUGGCCAAGCUGACCGGGCACUCCUACCGAGUUCUGUACCUGGCCAUGUCCCCUGAUGGAGAGGCCAUCGUCACUGGUGCUGGAGACGAAACCCUGAGGUUCUGGAAUGUCUUUAGCAAAACUCGUUCGACAAAGGUAAAGUGGGAAUCUGUGUCUGUCCUCAACCUCUUCACCAGGAUCCGGUAAACCACGGCCCAGCCAUCAGGGCAGAGGAGCACCACCUGUCAUCACGUGCAUGACCCUCCCUCCUGCACAUGUUCCCAGAGGAAGCAGUCGGGGCGGGCGGGAGCCGGGCCCAGAGACCCUGAAGAUUCUCAUUAAAGCCUCAUUGCGAACCCUGUCAGCGGUGUUUGGGGGGAUGUGGUUGGGCACCACCAGGCAUGUGGGGUUCCGGCUCCCUUCACACGAGGUGACCCAGGCCCCGGCUUUGACCGUCUACACUCGGAUGGGGAUGGACGCCUCCCUGGACCCCACCUGCUUCCCUUUGUGUCCAUCGUCACUUUGUUGAGGUGCAUGCUCUCCCCAGAAGCAUGGGUUCACCGGUACUACCACUGCCCACGUCUGCGACGGGAGGAACAGCUGGAUGCAAGGGGAGGGCCCCGCAGCAGGACGUUCAGGUCAGCCCGUGGAUCCACAGGACACUCCCGAUAGGUCUCUUUGCGGCCACCUCUGCUGUCCCUCCGCUGGCAGCUAUCCCAGUGACUGCUAGGGCCAGGCAUCAGGAGCAGGCCCAGCAGGCUGUGCACCAGAGGAGGUCAUCUCGAGAUGGACUUGUUCCUGGAAAACUGAAGUUGGGCCCACUUGUCAGCACGGGCUUGCCCUGACCUGCACUGCUCUUGUCACCGAUGGGGACAGCUGACUCUGGCAGCAGCGGGACGCGGUUCCUGUGGCUGCUGGGUGCACAGAUCUAGGCGGCCUCAGGGUGCCUCACCCUCCUCCCAGGUUCCUUCCCCAUGUGUCCUGUCCAACCAUGCCUGCGACCCCCGGAAGCCAGAGAGGAGAGAGGGGAGGGGCAGCCACUGGUUCCCGGAAGCUUUCCAGGGGCCCUCCGACCCUGCUCCCACCCUGUUGUCCUCUGGCCACGCUGGGUACACCUCUCUUCCAGACCCGGAGAGAUUGGAGCGGGUGAACCAGGUGUGGUAGAGGCAGAGCAGGCCUGGGGGGGAUGGAGGUCACUCUGGCUCUGCUUCUAGGUGCCCCUCAGUUAGUGCUCCCCCCGCAGCCGGCCCUGUGUGUGCAUGUGUAUAUAUGUAUUUGUGACUUUUCUUUGGAUUGUUUUGUGUUUUAUGGAUGGUUCCAGAAAUGUGUAAGGCUAAUUGGAGAAGGGCUUGGCCCACCCCACCACGCCUGGGGUGACAGGAAUCGCAGCUUUUAAAGCCUUCAUUUAGGAGGGGUGAUCAGCUGAACCUGCUUGGAUUCGGGGAAGGGUGGGACCCUGCCCCAUCCCAGCAUUUGUGUGCCAUAGCCUCAAGCAAGGACAGUGUACAUAGAUGUGUGUGCUUCGAUUGGUCAUCAUGUUAUUUUUGCUUGAGUCUUUUUUAAAUAACAGUUCUACCCUACCACAUCCUCACCCUGUGUAGCUGCCGAAGAGCCCAGGAGCUGGCUCUGUGUGUAGGACCCACGCCUGGGAGUUGAGACAACAGAGGAAUGUGUGUUCCCCGGCCUGCGGGUCUGGGGGGCUGCACAGGGAGCCUGUGUCUCAUCUAAUGUGGUCUCGCUGUCGUUGUGCCAGGUAUGGGCUAGGGCCGGCUGUCCAGCUGGCUGGGCCGGCUGACAGCUGCACCAGGCCCCAGACAGCCUGGACGUCACAAACAGGUGGUGAGCCACCUGCCUGGGUGAACUGUCUUUGAGGGAUGCCUGUGUCCCUGAUUUCAUGACCUCGUGGGGAUAUGGGUAACAUGCAUCCACACCCUCCUUGCAGCUGGCCUGGGUGGUGGUCCCCACAUGCAGUGAGAUGGGGGCAGGGCAGGGAGGGCUUAUGGGGGCUGCAAGCUGCACAGAAGUUCUCAGGCAGAGCAGGUGCUUCCACCUCCACCUGACAGGACUGAAAGCAGGGGGGCAUGGUCUGUCAGGCAUCCUUCUAUGUGGCUUUUUUGGGAGAGGGAAAGGGGAGUUGAGGGUGAGGCAGAGGCCAGUGCGGCAGUGAGGCCCUGAGAGCCCAGGUGGAGACGGGACUGGCAGCUGCGUGCUGGGGAGCAGGCGGGCCUUUCCCUCCAGGGGAGAUCCUGACCUCGGCAGCAGGGACAACAGGACAGAUCAGAUCCCAGACCUGCCCUCAUGGGCUUCUGUCAGUGGAGAGGGGUGUGUGCUGUGAUGAAGAAGGAGGCUUAGGAAAGGACAGCUUCGGGUCCAGGACUUGCUACAAGCUCAUGUGUGAGCAAGCGUUGGAAGAAGAGCAGACCACCUCUGGGCAGACUCCGCUGUGGAAGGGGAGUUCCCGGAGUGCUGGAGAACAGUGAGGAGGCCCUUUGGUCCAGCGGAGUGAGCAAGUGGAUGGAGAAGGGGGUGAAGUGGGGGCAAGGAGGGGCCAGGGCAGGCCUUGCAGGGCCUCAUGGGUGGGCUGUGGGCAGGACCUGGGUCUUCACCCUGAGGGAGCCCUUGUACUGAGCUGAGAGGGAAAAACACAUGUUGUGUGGAGGCUUGACCACUGGUGCAGGGGCACAGGGGGGCCACAGAGGCUGUGACUGGCCCGGACCAGGUGGAGGUGAAAAGAGGGUAGAUCGUGGGAUUUAUUACUUUUUAAUUGUGGUAAAAUAUGCAUAACUUAAUGUUUACCUUCUUCAGCUGAACAUUCCGUGGCAUUUGGUGUAUUCACAGUUUGUGCAAACAGCACCUCUAAUUCCAGAACAUUUCCAUCACCUUCCCAAAAACCACACCUCCACUAAGUCACUUUCCACCCCCAGCAACCAGGAGCCCACCUUCUGUCUUGGAUGUGCCUGUCCUGGACGUUUCACAUAAACGGAAUCACACGCU
Pipistrellus kuhlii (Kuhl's pipistrelle) is the source of this 4542-nucleotide messenger RNA. It is a transcript of the gene FZR1, whose product is annotated as fizzy and cell division cycle 20 related 1. Gene Ontology annotation, biological process: positive regulation of anaphase-promoting complex-dependent catabolic process; anaphase-promoting complex-dependent catabolic process; positive regulation of ubiquitin protein ligase activity. Gene Ontology annotation, cellular component: anaphase-promoting complex. Gene Ontology annotation, molecular function: anaphase-promoting complex binding; protein binding; ubiquitin ligase activator activity. The record is from RefSeq and is a predicted model, not a curated record. The transcript is spliced from 14 exons. Bases 265 to 1755 code for a protein of 496 amino acids. NCBI's taxonomy places the organism in Eukaryota, Metazoa, Chordata, Mammalia, Chiroptera, Vespertilionidae.